Xenia sp. Carnegie-2017 is the source of this 2746-nucleotide messenger RNA. Its product is annotated as zinc transporter ZIP10-like. Gene Ontology annotation, molecular function: zinc ion transmembrane transporter activity. Gene Ontology annotation, cellular component: membrane. The transcript has 10 exons. Lineage: Eukaryota; Metazoa; Cnidaria; Anthozoa; Malacalcyonacea; Xeniidae. Gene Ontology annotation, biological process: zinc ion import across plasma membrane; intracellular zinc ion homeostasis. The record is from RefSeq and is a predicted model, not a curated record. Bases 109 to 2406 code for a protein of 765 amino acids.
ACUUGUCGUUUUUAUUGUUCGAAGGUUUGAAGGAUUACCUGUUCACAUAUCAGUCUCGUCUUUAGCGAGUGGAUAGAUUCAUUUACCAGUAUUACAUAUUAAAUACUAAUGUACAUUCUAUUAUCUUAUAUCUUUUGUGGCCUUGUCCAAAUUUCACUGGGAAGUAGGAGCAAUGAAGCCACACACUAUCAUAAGAUACUGAAAUCUUUAAACAAUGCCACCGAAUUUAACGUUAAAGCAUUGGACUUGCUUCUAGAGAAGUUAAAUCUCGAACAUUGCAAAUCUCAUCACAAUGGAGGAAAACCAUGUUCACAGAAAUGUGGCCCUCCAGAGCAUAUAUUCCUGACACAUGGAUUCGGCAACAACCUUACUAUAACUGAAUUUGGUGUAUUGUCAACAACCUUACUCUACUAUUUGCUGCCUGAAAAGAAUGCUGGGUUGACUAUUUUUGAAAACGGAGAUGACGCGCACGUAUCAACGUACGACCGCCUUUUGAAAUACUACAAAACGACUGGGAAUAUAUGCGUCCGCUUUUUAAACCGAAUUUUACGAGAUGUCAAGGAAAGAGUCAGAAAAAGCCAGGCUAUACAAAAGCCAUGUUUUUCUGCUGAAGGUAUAUUCAGAGAAAUUAAUGUAUCACCUAAGACCAGUGAAAUUGACAAAACUCAAUUUUCAAACAUGAGCAUUGUGAUUAUAUCAUAUCUAUCGAAUGGACAUUGUCUUGAGGUUAAUAAUGAAGAAGAUCUUCCAUGUAAAUCAUAUUUUACCUCUGAUAUUCUCCAACAUUUUGGUGGAGAAGCAAACAAAAUAUCAUUUGAAGGAUUCAAGGAAAUAUUGGAGACAAUUGGUGUUGGUAAUGUAACUGACCAUCAUAGCAAUGAGGAAAAUGAUCAUGACCAUGACCAUGAUCAUGACCGGGACCAUGACAGUGACCAUGACAGUGACAAAGACCAUGAUCAUGACGAGGACCAUGAUGGUGACAGUGACCAUGACCAUGAUCAUGACCGAGACCAGGACCAUGAUGGUGAUCAUGACCAUGAUCAUGAUAGUGACCAUGAUCAUGGUGAAAUGCAUAGACGAAGAAAGCAAGAUGACUUGCAUCAUGUCAUUCAUGUCCCAUUCAAAACAAAGCAGUGCUAUUCAGCAGAUGAUUUGGCAACAAUUUUUGCAGUCAAUAAAAGUGAUGGUGUGGAUAGAAUUAAAUUCAUGGAGUUAUGUCCGGCAAUGAUUCAGCAGCUUCAGUCAGGGAUCUGUAAGCAUGAACGAGAAAAAAAACAUUCAACUCAUGACUUGACUCAUGAUAAAAUGGUUUGGCUUUAUGGAUUUUUGUCAGUGUUUGUUAUCAGUUUGCUAUCGCUUUCUGGCGUUGCCGUUAUCCCUUCAAUGGCUGGACAGACGUACAAGAAGAUUAUCAUUGUUUUAAUAGGGUUAGCUGUGGGAACCCUUACUGGAGAUGCAUUAUUUCAUCUUAUACCACAUGCAGGUGGUUUUCACGCUAGUGGUCAUGGUGAUCAUGGAUCAAAACAUGACGAACAUGGUUCAGAAGAAGAGCAUGAUAAGACGAUAAUAUGGAGAUUCUUGGUCGUCGCGUUUGGUGUUUAUGGCUUUUUUGUGUUUGAGACAUGCUCUCAUCUGUUUUUACAAUCUACUGGAAAAGAACACUCUCAUUUAGAGCACUCACGAAAACACAGUCGAUUUGAAAGGAAUAAUACUUGUCGAGAUAGUAAACGUCUUGAAUUGCUACUGACAACCUCUCCCUAUCCUCAAAGUAAUACGGAUCACGAUAAAGAUCUAACAACAGUUGUUUUCAAUCAGGCAAAGGGAAAAGCUGAGGAACAUCGCUCAAAAGACGAUGAACGCGAAGAAGAGAAUACCUCCUCCGCCGCUUUGUUGAAACAUUCAUUUGAAUCUACAAAGAAAUCAAUUAAGUCUUUUGGAAAGAUGAUUCUUAUUGGAGAUACAUUACAUAACAUAACAGAUGGCAUUGCUAUUGGAGCUGCCUUCACUCAAGAUAUUGCUGGAGGAUUGAGUACUACUAUAGCUGUGUUUUGUCAUGAACUACCACAUGAACUAGGUGAUUUUGCUGCGUUGUUAUCAUCAGGAAUGUCUGCAAAACAAGCCCUAUUGGCCAACUUUUUAUCCGCUUGCUCAAGUUUUAUUGGCCUUAUCAUUGGUAUUUUGAUUGGUCAGAAAACCAGUGAGGGAAAUCAGUGGAUAUUUGCUAUAAUGGGCGGGAUGUUUUUAUACAUUGCUUUGGUCGACAUGUUGCCGGAGUUGAUGCACAGCGAUGAACUUGGUGGUAUGAGCAAACUGCGAAUCUUUCUUUUGCAGAAUACAGGGAUUUUAUUUGGAUUUACCAUCAUGUUUUUGAUUGCAUAUUUUGAAGAAGGUCUUGUCAUAUCUUAAAUAUGGGAGAAUUCCAUAAAAAUCAACGAAGAUAGAAUGAAAAUUUUGAAAGUUAGUUAGAGAGGACCGGAGGAGGGGAACUCCUCAUUCAAUGCAAAUCAAUUUUCUAAAGAAAUUAAUGAUAGUAUUGAUGAGAAAAUGCUUUUGUAGCUAAGAGCAAAGGUUCGGGCCGGCCUUGGCACUAGUUGAUGGUGUUAAUAUUUUAGUUGAGAUGUAUUCUAAUGUUUUGUUACUAGGGCCCAGGGUUGCUCGGUCGCUCUUUGGACCUAAUUGUUGUGUAGCAGUUGAUAUUUCACUCAAUAGAUGUAAUUUAAUUAUAAUAAAUGACAUAAUAAGCUAA